Marchantia polymorpha subsp. ruderalis is the source of this 668-nucleotide messenger RNA. The record is from the annotation of a GenBank genome assembly. Lineage: Eukaryota; Viridiplantae; Streptophyta; Marchantiopsida; Marchantiales; Marchantiaceae.
GUUUAUUUCACUAACGAACUUCAUAAGCGUUACCAAACAUAUGACCGACGAUGGCAGAUAAUCCGGCAGCGAUGACACCGACUCUGGUUCAACGACUCGAUUGACACAAAACUUCAGGAUGGAAUUUGCCAUCCAGAUACCUCCCGAGCUGUGAGGGAAGCUGUGCUACAAGUCGAGGAGAUCACCUUGCAGUGCUGCAAGCCCAGUGCAUCAACUUGCACACAGGCAGGGUUCUCCUAGUCGUGUUACACUUCCAGCAAAGUCAUAACAGUUUUGAGCAAGGUACUACAUCCUCGAUGGACGUCACAAAUCACCGGCGUAUGAUGCAAGCUUGUUCAGAAUGUAAGGAAGAAGUUGCCGUCUCGAGUCUCGACUGGGAACCAGACCUCACGUUGCAGUACUACGUGUCACUGAUUGUCACGAUGUACGUCGCUUAUAAAAUUGUGCUGAAGUGGGAACUUCAUCGGCGGAUGCAGAUGGAACUUUCCAAUUUCUGCCGUAAACACCUCGGAAGGAUACUUCGAUGAUCUUUCACGAAAAGCUUUUUGCCGAGGUUCGUUUAUAAAAGCGAUGAAGGAUUCGGCGACCCAGCUCAUCUUCGGAUCAGGGUUGUAGAGAAGAACAUCUAAUUGACAAGCACGUUCACAGUGGACCCUCGCAACGUCGAG